AUGGCUCCUAAAGGUAAAUCGUCACGAGGCCGCGGUGGGGGCAAGAACACGAGAGCAGCAGCCGCUGGAGGAGGCCAGAAGGCCAAAGCAGUAGCCGCUGGAGGAGGCGAGGACUCUAGAGCAGUAGCCGCUGAUCCACGCGAGAACAAUAGAGCAGCAGCCACUAGAAGAGGCGAGACCAGUCGCCGCGGAGGCGGCCAGACCAGUAGCCAUGGAGGAGUCCAGACCAGUAGUCGCGGAGGGGACCAAACCAGUAGCCGGGGAGGAGUCCAGACCAGUAGCCGCGGAGGGGGUCAAACCAAUAGCCAUGGAGGAGUCAGAACCUAUGUUGGUCAGAGACCACCACUCACUACGAGUGGGGUCGGAACAUCUUCUCACUCAUCAAACCCAUCAGCGACACAGUCUGCGACCCAAUCCCAUGGGACUCGUCCUCUCAGUAUACAGUCUCCUCCUCCUUAG
Molecule: messenger RNA, 459 nt
Organism: Arabidopsis lyrata subsp. lyrata
Lineage: Eukaryota; Viridiplantae; Streptophyta; Magnoliopsida; Brassicales; Brassicaceae
Product: circumsporozoite protein
Exons: 1
Coding region: 1-459 (152 amino acids)
Source: RefSeq, a predicted model, not a curated record